This is a messenger RNA of Rosa rugosa (rugosa rose), 931 nucleotides long. RefSeq names its product clathrin light chain 2-like. Gene Ontology annotation, molecular function: clathrin heavy chain binding; structural molecule activity. The transcript has 3 exons. Lineage: Eukaryota; Viridiplantae; Streptophyta; Magnoliopsida; Rosales; Rosaceae. Bases 43 to 732 code for a protein of 229 amino acids. Gene Ontology annotation, cellular component: plasma membrane; clathrin coat of trans-Golgi network vesicle; clathrin coat of coated pit. The record is from RefSeq and is a predicted model, not a curated record. Gene Ontology annotation, biological process: intracellular protein transport; clathrin-dependent endocytosis; clathrin coat assembly.
AUUUUCACCUCUUACGCAUUUCUUACGUGUGAGCCACACACCAUGUCAUCCUCCUCCUUCAGUCUUCCCGAUGACGACUCCGUCCCCACCGCCGGGUCAACCCGCCCCUUCGACGACGAUGACUACCUCCGCUACGAGCACGACUCCGUCGUAGUAGAUGACGUGUUCGCGACUGAGACAGAGGCUCCAUCUCCGCCGUCGAUCUUCGCUGCCGGAUUGGACGAUCCGAUUCUUCCGCCUCCGUCCGAGAUGCUGCCGGAGGAGGGCUCCGCUCUCAGAGAAUGGAGGAGGCAGAAUGCAAUUCAGCUUGCGGAGAAGGAGAAGAGAGAAAAGGAGUUAUUGAGCCAAAUCAUCGAGGAAGCUGAAGAUUUCAAGGUUGAAUUCUACCUGAAGAGGAAGAUCACUUCUGAGAAUAACAAAGCUGCUAACAGGGAAAAAGAGAAGAUGUUUGUUGCCAGUCAAGAGAAGUUUCAUGCUGAGGUAGACAAGAACUACUGGAAGGCAGUUGCAGAUCUCAUUCCCAAUGAGGUGCCAGCAAUAGAGAAGAGAGGGAAGAAGGAUCAAGAAAAGAAGCCUUCCAUUGUUGUUGUGCAAGGUCCAAAACCUGGUAAGCCAACUGAGCUCUCGAGGAUGAGGCAGAUACUUCUAAAAUUGAAGCAUAAUACGCCUCCUCACCUAAAGCCUUCGCCACCAGCACUAGCCAUUGCCCCUGAGGCUAUAGCUGCUGCCUGAUAAUUGUGAUUGGUGUUCUCUGUCAACUUUCAAGUCAAUAUAUCUUCGCAGUAACGAAGCACUUUGAUCAAUAUUGUGAAGUUUUUCUUGUUUUAGUUAAACUGGAACAUCAUCUAACGGGCACAUUCAGGAAACCUGUUAGUUUUGUGUUUCACAUGUACAGUGGGUUUGAAAGAAUGGGGUGCACUUGGUUUGAUCA